Sinocyclocheilus rhinocerous is the source of this 1468-nucleotide messenger RNA. RefSeq names its product transmembrane protein, adipocyte asscociated 1 (gene tpra1). The coding region runs from base 157 to 1293 and encodes 378 amino acids. Gene Ontology annotation, cellular component: plasma membrane. Gene Ontology annotation, biological process: G protein-coupled receptor signaling pathway. The record is from RefSeq and is a predicted model, not a curated record. The transcript has 11 exons. NCBI's taxonomy places the organism in Eukaryota, Metazoa, Chordata, Actinopteri, Cypriniformes, Cyprinidae. Gene Ontology annotation, molecular function: G protein-coupled receptor activity.
UUCACGCCGACUGACGCAUCAGUUUCAUCCCGUCUGUAAACAACAAACACCGACGAAAGUUAUUAUGCCUCAGCUAAUAACUUAUGAUCCCGUUAAUACUGAAGCACAGCAGCCUCUGAUCUGAGAUCAUCAGCAGUUAAAGAGGUUUAAUCCAGAAUGCUGGAGACUGUGACUGAUGGGGGAAGUUUGCUCCAUUAUGCCAAUACCAGUGUGUUUCCCACCGCGGACAACAGCUCUGAAUUCAACCCUGACCAUGAGAACAACAUCACCAAACCACACAGAUGCCUGCAGAUCCUGUACGACGACAUCGGACACUCAAGGGUUCGUUACUGGGACGUGAUGCUGCUCGUCCCAAACGUGGCUUUCCUGGUCUUCCUGAUGUGGAAGCUUCCUUCUGCUCGCGCUAAGAUCCGUCUGACCUCCAGCCCCAUAUUCGUGGCCUUUUAUAUCCUGGUGUUCGUGGUGGCGGCUGUAGGAAUCACACGUGCCAUCGUCUCCAUGACCGUCAGCACAUCCAGCGCCGCCACACUCAUAGACAAGGUGCUUUGGGAAAUUACUCGGUUCUUUUUAUUGGCUAUUGAGCUCAGCGUCAUCAUACUCGGACUGGCUUUUGGCCAUCUGGAGAGCAAGUCCAGCAUCAAGCGUGUGUUGGCCAUCACUGCGGUGCUGUCUCUGGCCUACUCCAUCACACAGGGGACUCUGGAGAUUCGUUUCCCGGACAAACAUCUCUCCGCUAAAGACUUCAACAUCUACGGCCACGGCGGGAGGCACUUCUGGUUGGCCAGUUCCUGUUUCUUUUUCCUGGUGUAUUCCCUGAUAGUCAUCCUACCUAAGACUCCAGUCAGAGAGAGGAUCUCGUUGCCAUCGAAGAGGAGUUUUUACGUGUACGCUGCCAUCCUGUCCCUGCUCAAUCUGGUUCAGGGUUUGGGAAGCGCGCUGCUCUGUGCCGACAUCAUCGAAGGCCUGUGCUGUGUGGAUGUGACCACAUUCCUGUACUUCUCCGUCUUUGCUCCUCUGAUCUAUGUGACGUUCCUCAAAGGAUUCUUUGGUUCCGAGCCCAAAAUCCUCUUCUCCUACAAGUCACAAAUCGAUGAGCCGGAAGACUCAGACGUUCACCUGCCCAACACCUCGUCCUCGGGUCUGGGCCGGAAAGAUCUGGAUCACGGCUCGUACUCCAGCACGCAGAUCGACGGCUCCGGAGCGUAUCUGGACGACGUGGUGUCGGGGCCCUUCAGCGGAGGACACAGCAUCAACAGCAUCGACAGCGACCGCUGGAGGGCCCUCAACGCCUGAACACGCUUUAACACUGACCUGCACCAUGCUGUUCAACACAGACCAACAUUUGAGCUCAGUCUGUCAUGUACUGCCUUGAUUUGGGAACAGUUUUCACAGUCAGUGCUGUUAUUUAAAGGGAUAGUUCACCCAAAAAUGAAAACUCUGUCAUUAAUUACUCACCCUCAUGUCGUUC